Molecule: messenger RNA, 957 nt
Organism: Diutina rugosa
Lineage: Eukaryota; Fungi; Ascomycota; Pichiomycetes; Serinales; Debaryomycetaceae
Exons: 1
Coding region: 1-957 (318 amino acids)
Cellular component (GO): cytoplasm
Molecular function (GO): phosphatase activity
Source: RefSeq, a predicted model, not a curated record
AUGAAGUCCCAGCCCACCGCGCUCGAUGUGCUUGAUUCCCGGUUCAAACGCGAAGACAUCGAGGCGUUUAGUCAAUUAAAGGACCAGUACGUGCUGCUGCGGCCCCACCACUGGCAGUUCGAGGUCGUCCCCGGCCAGUUCCGCCAGCUGGACACGGCCACGGACGACACCCAGUUCAACUACUUGACGAGCCAGAUGGGGGUUCAGACGCUGUGGCCGGAAGUGCUUGAUACGCUUGACAAGCUCAAUAAAGAGGCCGACGAGGACACGGUGUACAAAGUGUUGUACUUAGCGCGCCAUGGGCAGGGGUACCACAACAAGGCCCACUUGCACUUUGGCGACGACGCCUGGAACGAGACGUGGCUGAAACUUGACGGUGACGGCCAGUGGACGUGGGGGCCGGACCCGGAGUUGACGGAGUUGGGCCAGGCCCAGGCGAGAGAUAACCGCGACGGGUGGAAACAGGUGAUCGACGCCGUCGGCACGCGAGUGGUCCCGCACAAGUUCUACCUGCUGCCCCUCCGGCGGUCGGCCGACACCCUCGUGCUUACCUGGGGCGAUCUCGUCGACUUCCACGAGGCGAAACCGCAGAUCCGCGAGGGGCUUCGCGAGCAAAUGGGGGUCCACACCUGCGACAAACGGUCGCCGCGAGCGGUGAUCGCGGCCAAGUACACGCCGCAGGGGUUUGAGAUCGAGCCCGGGUUUGCCGAAGAAGAUAUCUACUAUAAAGACGAUUAUAGAGAGACGAUCGCCGAGCAGGCGGUGCGGAUGUACGGGGCGUUCAACCAGAUCUUCGACGAGACGCGCCGCAGUGAGCUGAUCGUCGCCGUCACCACCCACCUGGGGGCGAUCCGCACCCAGUUGCUCUUGCUUGGCCACCGCCAGUUUGCCGUGGGCACCGGCGGGUCGAUCCCCGUGUUUGUCAAGGCGACAAGAGUGACGCCGGCGCGGUUCUAA